Molecule: messenger RNA, 4278 nt
Organism: Homalodisca vitripennis (glassy-winged sharpshooter)
Lineage: Eukaryota; Metazoa; Arthropoda; Insecta; Hemiptera; Cicadellidae
Product: facilitated trehalose transporter Tret1-like
Exons: 2
Coding region: 36-1568 (510 amino acids)
Biological process (GO): transmembrane transport
Cellular component (GO): membrane
Molecular function (GO): transmembrane transporter activity
Source: RefSeq, a predicted model, not a curated record
GCCAAUCAGUUGACAUUGGUCCAAUUGGCCCUAAGAUGACCCUGGUCCGAGCUGCGACUUCGCCUGGAUUCAGUGCAAUGAGGCGGAACGGCGCGUUACAACAGUACUUGGCAGGCUUCACAGCAUGUUUCUGCGUGAUGGUAUCUGGUUCCUGCUUCGGCUGGGUCACCCCCAUCCUAGCCACUUUGCUGGGGCCAGAUUCCGAGAUCCCCAUGACUUCCUCACAGAGCAGUUGGAUGGUAUCCAUCAUUGAGAUUGGCAACCUCAUCACCCCCAUCCCUGCCAGCUUCUUGGCGGACCGGUGGGGUCGCCGGCCUUUGAUACUGAUCACCUGCCCCAUCUACUUCCUCAGCUGGAUCAUCAUACUUAUCUGGCCCACAAUCGAGACUCUCCUCUUCACCAGGAUCGUUCAAGGGCUCGCAAUGGGCGUGGUGUUCACAGUCGUACCUCUCUACCUCAGUGAGAUCUCCAGCCCUGAGAUACGUGGGUCUAUCUGCAGCUUGUUCCACAACACUUGGUACCUCGGGCAUGUCAUAGAGUACUGUCUCGGAGCGUGCCUCUCAUACCGCACGUACACUUACGUCACCGCCGCUCUACCCGUCAUCUCCUUCUUGGUGUUCUACGGGCAGCCUGAAUCGCCGUACUUCCUGGUCAUGAAGAAGAGAAACGCCGAGGCAGCCAAAUGUCUGACGAGACUCAGAGGAUGCUCACCAGUGAACUCUGUCAGCGAAGAGCUACAGGCGAUGGUUUUAUCUUACAAUAAUGAAGUGAGCAAUAAAGCGUCUUGGAAAGACAUCUUUCGCACUUCUGCUGACAUAAGAGCAUUGUACAUCGUACUUGGGCUGGGCACGCUGAGGGUUCUGAAUGGGCUGAUAGCGAUAAUGACGUACUCCACUCAAACUUUUUCCCACUUACAUUCAGUAAAUGCAAGUUUGCAUUCAGUAAAUGCGAGUGAUAAUUCCGUUUUGUCCAGAAUUGUCACACCAAACAACACCACUAUAGUUUUCGGCGUGAUCAUAUUUAUAUCGAGUUUUUUCGUUGCGAUCAUUGCCGAUCUGUCCGGUAGAAGACAACUUUUAAUGUUCUCGGCGUUUGGAUCUUGCGUAAAUCUACUGCUUGCUGGAGGAUACUUCUACAUGGACACAAUGACUAAUAUCGAUGUAUCUAGAUACAAUUGGUUCCCGGUUUUGACAAUUAUAGUAUUCAGCCUAUUCGUUACCCUCGGAAUCGGCCCAGUCUCGGUCAUGUACCAGUCGGAGAUGUUCCUGUCCAACACUCGUGGAUUUGCGUCGAGUAUCUCUGCCAUCAACCUCACCCUUAACGCAUUCUUCCUGCUCAAGUUUUAUCAAGUUUUAGCCGACAACGUCGGAGAAUACUUUAUAUUUUGGUUAUUUUCCACGUUCUGUCUUAUAGGACUGAUCUGGAUUUACAUUACCGUUCCAGAAACAAGGGGUAAAACCUUCAGUCAAAUCCGUCAAGAACUGACCAACUCUAUUCAAAGUAAAAAGAACGCUAGCAAAAAGGUACCAACUAUUCCGAAAAUAGAGAUCUCAGAUGCCCCGUUAUAAUGUAAAAGUUUAUAUGGAACCAGUGUUUAGUUAAAUAUUGAUUUUUUUAUGAUUUUAUUGUACCUGUGUAUUGUUUUGUAUUGAAUGUUUAUUAGUGUGUACAAUGUAUGAAAAAGUAACUUGCGAAUUAUAGUUACCAGUGACCUUGAAGUACGAAAGGAAACGUUGUUACACUUAUAUUUUACAGCCACAAUUGGAUUUAUUUACAGUUUGACUUUACCAUACCAAAUCAUUCCACUUCGAUUUACAGCGCGAUAAUAUAAUAUAAUUAUUUCGAUGCGAUCGUAGCCAAUUGUCAUGAAUAAUAAACACGUUGUUGGCUUGUUGGCUCCCAGAUCUUGCGUUAUUUCUUGCAGGAGGAUUCUUCUUUAUGGAUACAAACACUAAUAUCGAUGUACCGAUGAUCUCCUGAACUGAUAUUGAUCAUAAUCAGAUUGUUCAUUACCCUCGUCAUCAGCAGUCUUGAACAAGUUUCAGUCGAAUGUAUUCCUGUCCAGCACACGGCAAACCCUAGUACAUCUGACGUCAACCUGACUCUCAACGCGUUCUUACCCAAUAGCAACCGUGUCCAUGGAAUAGAUCAUAUUUUUAAUAUUCAAAAUUAUUACUUAUUGGGUUAUCCUGGAUUACAUUACUGUUUCAAAAAAAAACAAAAAAAAAGAAACCGUUAUCUCCAAUCAGACGAAGAAAUAUUUUCUAAGUAGAACAAUCGCUAGGGAAGAACCACCACUGAAGAGCUUUCUUGUGGAUAGAUCCUGCGUUUUGUCAAAUUCAUGUUACAUUUAAUACUGCAGUAUUUUUAGUGCCUGUUUACACUAAACAAUUCAUUAUAACGUACAAUAUGAAUGAAUGGUACCAGAGACUAUAGAUCAAAGAGCAUUGAAGGUUUUGAACUUGCUGAUAUCGAUAAUGGCAUAUUCAAUUGGAACGAUCUCACACAUACAUUCAGUAAACGCAAAUGAAAAUUCUAUCUUUUCAAGUCUUGUCAUGCUAAACAUCGCCACUAUAAUAUACGGUGUGAUUUAUUCGGAAGCAGACAACUUUUGGUGAUUUUGGUAUUUCGAGUGUCGCGUUAAUUUGCUCUGUUCUAGUAAAUGGUCUAGUUUCCCAAAUAUCCCACCCCUAAAACACAACCUACACAUUUGUAGAAUAUAAUUCACUGUAGAAUCAAUGUGUCAAAAAUGUGUGUUUCCUUUUUAGGUAUUCUGCUUUCAAGCGUUUAUGUACAUAAAACCAUGGUCGGGAUGUCAGAGAGCAUUAAGGGGUUGAAAGUACUAAUAACGAUGAAAUAUUCCACUUGGCUUUCAAAUAGUUGGAAUUUUAAAUUCUCAAAUUCGUCACAACAAUUUAUAAACUUUUAUCGUUACCGAUUUAUUCGGGAACAACUGUUGAUGUUUCCGGCGUUUGCGUCUUGCAUUAUUUUUUCAGUUUCUUUCUACGUGAAGAAAUCUAGUUGUUGCUUUUGAUGGGUCAUCUCAUCCUAGCUAAACUGCUGGGUCCAGAUUCUGAGGUCCACACGUCUCACCCGUCAAGAAUGGUAUCCAUAAUUGAGACCAUCAACCCUAUGAUAACUAUCUCAAUAAACGGAUCGGUUGGGUUUCCUUCCCUUAAUACUCGUCACUUUAAUUAUCGCAAUUAUUGCUAAAUUACAACUGUUAAUAUUUUCAGGAUCUUGCGUUAAAAUAUUACUUGCAAGAGGAUACUCCUCCUUUACAUAAAAUUAAACCAGGUAAAAACCCUGACAUUGACAAUUAGUUGUAUUCAGACUGUCACCCGUCUCAGUUUCAGCCAUUUAACAGACAGUGAUAAUCCUCAGCAACAAUUCGGAUAGUUUUUAGGUUCUCUGACACUAACAUGUCUUUCACCUCUUCUUCCUCGAAGGUUUAUCAAAUAAUAGCCGAUAAUAUUGGAGAAUUAGGUUAUUUUUCACGUUAUGCCUUUAAGGUUGAUCUGGCUGAAUAUUACUGUUCCAGGAACUAUCAAUAUGAUUCGAAGUAAAACGAUCUCUUGGAAAAAGCUGCAAACGAUAGCUAAAAUAGAGAUAUGAAAUGUCCCUUUGUAACAAAUAAUUUUGAAUUUAGCUCGUGGUUUAUAAAAACUUACACAACAGUCUAAUUUCUUAAUAAUGGAUUGUGUUUUACGUUACAUUGUUGGAUUAUGUGUUCUAUGUUAAAUUGUGUAUUAAAAAGUGAUAUUAAUAGUUCUAUAAGUUUAGUUACCGGCAUACAGUGUUAAUUGUAAGUAGUCCUAGAAGAUAUAUAUAUAUUCGAAAGUUCAAAAUAGCGUAAUCUUUAGGAUAUUUUGAGUAGGCUAAGUAGUAUGUAUACCUCAUUUGUCAUGUGUAAAUUAAGAACAAAACUAGUAAUUAAAACUUAUUAGACGCAAUGAAGGUAAUAGAAGUAAUCAAGUUUGCAAAUAUUGCAGUUACUUUUUACGUGUUUUUGUAAUGAAGUUACAGAUAUGUGGUUUGAGUAAAAAUGUAUACUCCUCUUUAUUUGACUGUGAUACAUUUUUAAAAAAAGUAAAAAAUAACUCUGUCUUUAAGUUUACUUGUGAGUGGUGUUUAAAGUCAUGUAAUGCGUAUAAAUAAGACAAUAUGUAUAGUUAAUAAAACAGUAUGUAAAAGUUUUGUUGGUAGUUAAAAUUAUUACAAUGUUGUAAGCCAAUUUUGUACGUUUUUGUAUAUAAAAGAUUUAAUUGGCGUUUUAUA